AUGAUGAUGAGGAGAUGUAGCAGCAGCAGGCUGAGGAGCCAGCAGCCACAGCCGCCGCACAAGCAGCACACACACACCCACGCCGCGGUACCAUGACGCCGGAGCACCGCACGGAAGCUCGCUCGGAGGAGGCCGAGUGAAGCGGCAGGAUGGCGGGGGGCCGCCGGGGACUUGUGGCCCCUCAGAAUACUUUUUUGGAGAAUAUCGUCAGGCGCUCCAACGUUUGGACACUGUCACAUAGACAGACAGACACCAACUUUGUGCUGGGCAACGCGCAAAUUGUGGACUGGCCCAUCGUCUACAGCAACGACGGAUUCUGCAAACUGUCGGGGUACCACAGGGCCGAGGUCAUGCAGAAGAGCAGCACCUGCAGCUUCAUGUAUGGCGAGCUCACCGACAAAGACACGACAGAAAAAGUGCGUCUGACGUUUGAGAACUACGAGAUGAACUCAUUUGAAAUCCUCAUGUACAAAAAGAACAGGACGCCCGUGUGGUUCUUUGUCAAGAUCGCGCCCAUUCGAAAUGAGCAGGAGAAGGUGGUCCUGUUUUUGUGCACCUUCAGUGACAUCACCGCCUUCAAACAGCCCAUCGAGGACGACUCGUCCAAAGGUUGGGGUAAGUUUGCCCGACUGACCCGAGCUCUGACCAGCAGCCGAGGCGUCUUGCAGCAGCUGCAGCCCACCGUCCACAAAGGAGAGAACGUACACAAGCACUCGCGCCUGGCUGAGGUGCUCCAGCUGGGCUCCGACAUCCUGCCCCAGUACAAGCAGGAGACCCCGAAGACGCCCCCGCACAUCAUCCUCCAUUACUGCCUCUUCAAGACCACUUGGGACUGGGUCAUCCUCAUCCUCACCUUUUACACAGCCAUCAUGGUGCCCUACAACGUGUCCUUCAAAACCAAGCAGAACAACGUGACGUGGCUGGUGGUGGACAGCAUCGUGGACGUCAUCUUCUUGGUGGACAUCGUGCUCAAUUUCCACACCACCUUCGUGGGGCCGGCCGGCGAGGUCAUCUCCGACCCCAAACUCAUCCGCAUGAACUACCUGAAGACCUGGUUCGUCAUAGACCUGCUCUCCUGCCUGCCCUACGACGUCAUCAACGCCUUUGAGAAUGUUGACGAGGGCAUUAGCAGCCUGUUCAGCUCGCUGAAGGUUGUCCGGCUCCUGCGUCUGGGCCGAGUGGCCCGCAAACUGGACCACUACAUCGAGUAUGGUGCCGCCGUUCUGGUUCUGCUGGUGUGUGUGUUUGGCUUGGCCGCUCACUGGUUGGCCUGCAUUUGGUACAGCAUUGGCGACUACGAGGUGAUCGACGAGGAGACCAACAUCGUACGCAUGGACAGCUGGCUGUACAUCCUUGCCGAGACGGUGGGCACGCCUUAUCGCUUCAAUGCCAGCGGCUCGGGCAAGUGGGAGGGCGGUCCCAACAAGGACUCGGUCUACAUCACCUCGCUCUACUUCACCAUGACCAGCCUGACCAGCAUCGGCUUUGGCAACAUUGCGCCCACCACAGAUGGAGAGAAGAUCUUCGCCGUGGCCAUGAUGAUGAUCGGAUCUCUUCUGUACGCCACCAUCUUUGGUAACGUGACCACCAUCUUCCAGCAGAUGUAUGCCAACACCAAUCGCUACCACGAGAUGCUCAAUAGCGUGCGGGACUUCCUCAAGCUCUACCAGGUGCCCAAGGGCUUGAGCGAACGAGUGAUGGACUACAUCGCGUCUACCUGGUCCAUGUCGCGGGGCAUCGACACCGAAAAGGUGCUGCAGAUUUGUCCUAAAGACAUGCGAGCGGACAUUUGCGUCCAUCUCAACCGGAAGGUGUUCAAAGAGCACCCGGCCUUCAGACUGGCCAGCGACGGGUGUCUGCGGGCGCUAGCUAUGGAAUUCCAGACCAUCCACUGCGCGCCCGGCGACCUCAUCUACCACGCGGGCGAGAGCGUGGACAGCCUCUGUUUCGUGGUGUCGGGUUCACUGGAAGUCAUCCAGGAUGACGAGGUUGUGGCCAUUCUAGGCAAGGGGGAUGUCUUCGGGGACGUCUUCUGGAAGGAGGUGACGCUGGCUCAGGCCUGCGCCAACGUGCGCGCUCUGACGUACUGCGACCUCCACGUCAUCAAGCGCGACGCCCUGCAGAAGGUGCUCGAGUUCUACACGGCGUUCUCCAAUCACUUCUCCCGCAAUCUGCUGCUCACUUACAACCUGCGCAAGAGGAUGGUCUUCCGAAAAAUCAGCGACGUGAAACGAGAAGAAGAGGAGCGGCAGAGACGGAAAAACGAGGCGCCGCUCAACUUGCCGCCCGACCACCCCGUGCGCAAACUUUUCCAGCGCUUCCGGCAGCAGCGGGAGGCUCGCACGGCCACCGACAAGCCCGGCGAAGACAACGACAUCGAGAAGGGUUCGGUCUACGUGGACGUCCCCAAGACCGCCAUCAUCACCACCACCAGCAUCGUGACGGUGACGGAAAGCCCGGCGACGCCUUCGUCGUCGGCGUCGUCGAACACGCCCCCCAGCUGCGCCCCUUCGGACAAGGUGAAGCUCCAGGUGCCGCCCCCCGCCUCCUUGGUGGGAGGUCGGGCCGCCGAGCCGGGCAAAGUCAAAGGCUGGGGGCGCUUCAAGGAGUCCAUGGCCAAGCCGGACAACUGGAAAACGGUGUCCAAAUCGGAAUCCAUGGAGACGCUGCCGGAGCGGACCAAGGGUCACGAGUCACAGUUGUCCCUGAAGAAAACGGACUCGUGCGACAGCGGCAUCACCAAGAGCGACCUGCGCCUCGACAAGGUCAGCGACUUCCGCUUGACGCCGCAGGACCGCAGUCCCGUGCAGCCUCCCGAAACCCGACGCUCCUUUUACCCCAUCCCAGAGCAGACGCUCCAGGCCUCGCUUCAAGAACUCAAGCUGGAGCUCAAAGACGACCUGAAGAGCCUCAACGUCCGAAUGUCGGGCCUGGAGGCGCAGCUUGCCGAAGCCCUGCAGCUACUGAAAGCCAGGACGCCCGCCGCGGGCUCCCCGCAAGGUCUCUUUGACAUUUCCAGACCCGCCUCACCAGAAGCCGACAAGGAGGACAUCUUCUCUUGAGCGCUCGAGGGACAUUUUACUCUCAACUCAGCUGCAAAUCCGGUAAUGGCCGCAUGAUGACGGGGAUCGCUGAGGCCGCACUCGCGUGGAAGUGGGGGUGGGGAGCUUUGCCUAUUAGACGAGGCAUCCCGGCGUCGUCUUUUAAAGACGCGCGGCCCUCCGUCGCGGGAACGCGAAUGACGCGGCCGAGAGGCCGUGGCGGAACGCGGCAACGGGUUAACCCGAACGGCCUUUUAUCUGUAGAUACCAAGCACGGCGCUCGAAACGUUUGAGAGCUUCGAAGUAAAACGGCAUGACCCAACGUUGUACACUGUACGAUUCCUUGCAUGUCGUAUCGAGUAUAAACCUUUUCACCACGAAGGUCACGUGCACUACUACUGGGUGGCAAAAGCAGAGCGAUUGCGAAAGCAGGGUUAAGAGCUCGAAUGAGAUAUUUUUAUUUUUUAUUUUUUUUAGCCUUCUUCUCUACCGCCGUCGUUUGAAUGUGUAUACUGUCGGUGGAAAAGAUGUUUUGCGAUGUAAGAUAAGAAAAGGAAAAACCCUUUUUGUCUCACAAUGGAGAAAUUCCCAAUUUAGAGCCGCAAAAUGAUGAAAGGGCAGAAAGUACAACACAAAAAGUCUAUCAAUAAAUAUAAAUAUAAAAUAUAAAUAGAAACAUAUUAAAAUGAGGAUUUAAUAUAAUUUUUAAAAUAAUAAUAUAAAAAAUAUAAAAAUAUAUAUUUAAAAAAAAAAUAAAGGACGAGAGACAGAAUGCUGCAGGUAAUGUACAUCCCGACGGGUUAAGUUCAUUCAAAACCAGACGUGCUGGAAGCUCGGAGGAAGUUAACCGAGUCAUUGAGGAACAUUCAGUUUUCCCAAAUUACUCAGACACGAUUUGUAAACAUACCCGAAAGAAAAUGUCUUCCACAAACCUGACGAUGGAGUUUAGAAACCCUUCGUUGGAAGGUCUUAGACCGCCCAAGUCAAUCCACAGAUCUUAACCCAACAGAGCAUGUAUUUUACCUCCUGAAGAGGACAUUGAAGGGAGAAAACCCCAAACCAAACAAGAACUGAGAGAGGCUGCAGUAGAGGCCUGGAAAAGCAUUUCAAAUGAAGAAUGCUCCAGUCUGGUGAAGUCAAUUUGAUGCACUUGUUGCAAAUAAAAGUUAUGCAACCAAAUAUGAAAUCGUAUUCACUUUAAUUCAAUCAUAUCCGUCCCAAUGUUUUUGCUCACUGGAUUGGUGGGUGGCUUCAAACUAAAUUUGCUCUAUCCUGAGUUGCCUCACACAACUAGAUGGAAAUACUAAAAAGCUUCAAUGGUAAACCUUGUGUUUCAUAUUCAUCUUUUGAUAUGAAACCUAAAAUUCAAUAUGCAACCAAAAAUAAAUGAAUUGACCUUGCCGUCCCAAUACUUUUGGAUGGACCCAUAUCUGGUGCCACAAACGCAUUUUUGUCAUCGUUUUCAGUUCGGGCUCAGCGGUAGCCAGUCAUUACUCUGCCUCCCAGAAGUACCACGGGGCUAAUUGUUUACAAACAGAAAGGCACCGCACGUGUCUUGACAGGUUUGAUGAAGCGACGUUUACGUCGGAAGAGGACAUUUAUUUGAUGGACACAUCAAUCAGCAGCUAUUGUGAUGAAUUUUUUUUUUUUUUUUGGAGAGGGAGGAGGAUGCUUCAUGACAAAUGGAAUGCGGUUCUAAUCGUGUAGUGGGCGUUUAGAUCCCAUUUUGGUCAUCUCCCACUGACACGCUCCAUACAGUACACGCCUUCACAUAGCAUGACAACCGGGCAUAACUAGACAGAUUUAUAUAUUGUUAUAUAUCAUUUCCACUACUUAGCACAGGAUCCAAAUGUUCCAAGUUGUAAUAGAACGUCAGGUAGGGGAGGAACAUCUUAUAUUUAUAUUUUGUGCCACUGGUUUGCAUGCUGCCUUUAUUGAAGAAAAAAAAAUGACAA
Messenger RNA from Hippocampus comes (tiger tail seahorse), 4996 nucleotides. RefSeq names its product potassium voltage-gated channel, subfamily H (eag-related), member 1a (gene kcnh1a). Gene Ontology annotation, cellular component: plasma membrane; voltage-gated potassium channel complex. The record is from RefSeq and is a predicted model, not a curated record. Gene Ontology annotation, molecular function: delayed rectifier potassium channel activity. Bases 150 to 3062 code for a protein of 970 amino acids. Gene Ontology annotation, biological process: regulation of membrane potential; potassium ion transmembrane transport. The transcript is spliced from 13 exons. Lineage: Eukaryota; Metazoa; Chordata; Actinopteri; Syngnathiformes; Syngnathidae.